Molecule: messenger RNA, 2218 nt
Organism: Paralichthys olivaceus (Japanese flounder)
Lineage: Eukaryota; Metazoa; Chordata; Actinopteri; Pleuronectiformes; Paralichthyidae
Source: RefSeq, a predicted model, not a curated record
CUCCACCGCGCGGGGAGGAGCUCCUCCAUGUUUGUGGUCCGGUCUGAUAUCAACAGAGGAGCAGCGGGUCACACCCGGACUUUUAUCGUGAUCUGAUCCUGAUUCUGGAGAUUUGAAGAGAAAAUCUGAAAAGAUGCAGGAUGACGCGCGCUACCUCAAACGCAAAGUGACUGCGGGCAGUCUAGAUGUUCAUCCCACGGAGAAGGCCCUCGUGGUCCACUAUGAGGUGGAGGCGUCAAUACUGGGGGAAAGUGGAGGUCAUAUGCUGGGCGAACGCAAGGAGGGACAAAAAAUCAUCCGUGUGAAGAGUCUGUCUCCCAGUACAGAUGUAGGAGCUUUGGCCAAGAAAGUGGUGGAGGAGUGCAAGCUCAUCCCUUCCUCCCGUUUGCCCCAGGUGGAGCAGCUCCUCUACUACCUGCAGAACAGGAAAUCUUCCCCAGUGGAUGGAAAAGUGGAGAAGAGAGAAAAAAGAAGUGUGAAACCCAGAGAGUUGACACCGUUUGAAGGAAUGGAGUUAGAUGAGGAAGCCAGUAUAACCAAAGUGGAUGAGUAUGUGGAGCUGCUCUAUGAAGGCGUCCCAGAGAAGAUCAGAGGCUCUGCUCUCAUUCUGCAGCUCGCCCGCAACCCUGAAAACCUGGAGGAGCUGCUACAAAACGAGGCAGUUCUCGGGGCUCUGGCCAGAGUACUGAGGGAGGACUGGAAACAGAGUGGGGAGCUGGCCACCAUCAUCAUCUACAUCUUCUUCUGCUUCUCCAGUUUCUCCCAGUUUCAUGGAGUGGUGAGUCAUUAUAAAGUUGGUGCAUUGUGUAUGAGCGUGGUGGAACAUGAGCUGAAGAGACAUGACGUGUGGUGUGAGGAGCUACGCAAGAAAAACAAGGCUUGUGAGUCAGCACCGGAGAAUGGUUCCCUAAGAAGAGACCAAGACAAAGCUCUGAGGAAGUACCAGGGGCUUCGGGCUAAACAGGAGCAGCUGCUCAGAGUGUCUCUUUACCUCCUGUUGAACCUCGCUGAGGACACGAGAACGGAGCUGAAAAUGAGGAAUAAGAACAUUGUUGGUCUGUUGGUCAAAGUUCUUGAUCGGGAUGAUGAGGAGCUGCUGGUCCUGGUGGUUUCAUUCCUGAAAAAACUGUCCAUCUUUUUGGAGAAUAAAAAUGACAUGGCUGAGGUGGACACUGUAGAGCGACUGGCUCGUCUGGUUCCCUGUGACCAUGAAGAUCUGUUAAACCUGACUCUGCGCCUGCUGCUCAACCUCUCCUUUGACUCUGGGCUCCGAGCCAAGAUGGUUGAAGUUGGACUUUUGCCUAAACUGACUGGCUUGUUGGGUGAUGAGAACAAUCGUCAAGUAGUGAUGCGUAUCCUCUAUCACAUCAGCAUGGAUGACCGCUUCAAGGGCAUGUUUGUUUACACUGACUGUAUACCUCAGCUCAUGCAGAUGCUGUUUGAGGGCAGUGAGGAGGACAUUGAAGCCGAGCUCAUCUCCAUCUGCAUCAACCUGGCUGCAAACAAGAGGAACGCUCAACUUACAUGUGAAGGAAAUGGGCUGAAGAUGCUGAUGAAGAAAGCUCUGAAGACAAAAGACUGUCUGCUGAUGAAGAUGAUCAGAAACAUCUCACAACACGAUGGACAAACCAAACCAAUGUUCAUAGACUAUGUGGGUGACCUGGCAGCAGAGAUCCGUGCAGAGGAAGAGGAGGAGUGGGUUCUUGAGUGUCUUGGCACAUUGGCCAACCUCACCAUCCCUGACCUGGACUGGGAGUUGGUGCUGAAGGAGUACAACCUGGUACCUUACCUCAAAGACAGACUCAAACCAGGCUCAGCAGAGGAUGACCUCAUACUAGAGGUGGUGAUUAUGAUUGGAACGGUUUCCAUGGAUGAUGCCUGUGCCGCCAUGUUGGCUAAAUCUGGCAUUAUUCCUGCCCUUAUCGAGCUACUCAAUGGUAACUUACUAACACACGGACAGACACAUUUACAUGAGUACGAUGAGGAGUGGGGGAGGAAGAUCCAGUCAGAGAAGUUUCGUUUCCAUAACAACCAAUGGUUGGAGAUGGUCGAGAGUCGUCAGGCUGAUGAGUCAGAAACAUAUCUCUACGAUAACGACAAUGACAGGACCGAUCUCUUCUAUAGUGCAGAUGGAAUAACUCCAGCAGAUGGCUGCGUCAGCCCAGAUUUCUUCAGUGACCUGCAGGCUCAGAACGGAGACUCACACCUCACAGAGUGA